UUCUCCUUCUUCUUCCAUACUAAAAACAGUUUCUGCGGAAUAGGAGUUGGAGAACGAGAGAGAUUCAGUUUGAUUAUCUCUCAGCAAUCUCUUGCCAGAUCUGUACAUUUCUGUAGAGUGAUAGUUUGAACCAAAAAUGGAGUCUCACGGUGGAGGAGCCAGCCGUGUCAUGGUGUUGUGUUUCUGCAUCGCUGGAAUUUGGUCAGCUUAUAUUACUCAAGGUGUUCUUCAAGAAACUCUGUCCACUAAGCGCUUCGGCCCUGACGGGGAACGUUUUGAACAUCUUUCCUUUUUAAACCUUGCACAAAAUGUAGUUUGUUUGGUCUGGUCAUUUAUAAUGUUAAAGCUUUGGUCUGGAAGUAGUAGUGGUGGUGCUCCAUGGUGGAGUUAUUGGAGUGCCGGUAUCACAAACACAAUAGGUCCAGCUAUGGGAAUUGAAGCUCUGAAAUACAUCAGUUACCCAGCACAGGUCCUAGCAAAAUCGUCAAAAAUGAUUCCAGUGAUGUUGAUGGGCACUCUAGUCUACGGGAUCAAAUACACGUUGCCUGAGUACGUGUGCACCUUCCUUGUUGCUGGUGGGGUAUCAGUAUUUGCGCUUGCAAAGACUAGUUCAAAGACCAUAAGCAAGCUCGCUCACCCAAAUGCCCCCCUUGGAUAUGGGCUAUGUUUUCUGAACCUGACUUUUGAUGGUUUCACAAACGCAACACAAGAUUCUAUCACAUCAAGGUACCCAAAGACGAGUGCAUGGGACAUAAUGCUGGGAAUGAAUUUAUGGGGUACCAUAUAUAAUUUGGUGUACAUGUUUGGUUUGCCGUAUGGUAGUGGUUUUGAGACAUAUCAGUUCUGCCUAAAGCAUCCAGAGGCAGCAUGGGACAUUUUCCUCUUCUGUUUGUGUGGAGCUGUUGGUCAGAACUUCAUUUUCUUGACAAUCAGCCGCUUCGGCUCCUUGGCCAACACCACAAUCACAACAACCCGCAAAUUUGUAAGCAUUGUAGUGUCUUCACUGGUGACUGGCAAUCCACUGUCAGGGAAGCAAUGGGGAAGUGUUAUGAUGGUCUUCUCUGGGCUGUCGUACCAAAUAUACUUGAAGUGGAGAAAGAUGCAGAAAAAGAAAAAGACCACGUAAGGAUUCAAUAUUCUUACUUUUACCAAUACAUUUAUCUAAUUAAAACCUUUUUUAGUAUCAUUCUGUUAGGGUAUAUGGGUAAAAGCCUAAGGUGUUCCUUAUCCCUGAAAUCUUAGAUAGAUUUUGUUACAUGUAUAACAUUAAUGUAAUCGAAAAUUGACUAUUGUAAAACCACAGUUUUGAUAUGGGAACUUCUUUUGGUAACAUUUUUGUA
Messenger RNA from Papaver somniferum (opium poppy), 1340 nucleotides. Its product is annotated as UDP-galactose/UDP-glucose transporter 3. The coding region runs from base 137 to 1126 and encodes 329 amino acids. The record is from RefSeq and is a predicted model, not a curated record. The transcript is spliced from 7 exons. Gene Ontology annotation, cellular component: Golgi membrane; endoplasmic reticulum membrane. Gene Ontology annotation, molecular function: UDP-galactose transmembrane transporter activity; UDP-glucose transmembrane transporter activity. Gene Ontology annotation, biological process: UDP-galactose transmembrane transport. NCBI's taxonomy places the organism in Eukaryota, Viridiplantae, Streptophyta, Magnoliopsida, Ranunculales, Papaveraceae.